Molecule: messenger RNA, 3510 nt
Organism: Tachysurus fulvidraco (yellow catfish)
Lineage: Eukaryota; Metazoa; Chordata; Actinopteri; Siluriformes; Bagridae
Gene: pnck
Product: pregnancy up-regulated nonubiquitous CaM kinase
Exons: 15
Coding region: 1047-2150 (367 amino acids)
Biological process (GO): peptidyl-serine phosphorylation
Cellular component (GO): intracellular anatomical structure
Molecular function (GO): calcium/calmodulin-dependent protein kinase activity; calmodulin binding; ATP binding
Source: RefSeq, a predicted model, not a curated record
CUAGAAGAAGAGCCUCCAGCGCUUUGCUUCAACGUGUCUCCAAGUUUAGCCUCAUGACUUUACAGCUGCCUUGCUAUGACAGACAUUUCCACAAAAUUUGGCUGCAGGUCAGAUGACACGCAGGCUGUUGUCCUGAUCAGUGACCUGCCAAGCGAGGAAGCAGCAUGCAGGACGAUUUUAUUGGUGAGCAAAGUGUCGGUCAGCUGUGUGGACGUGACUGCAUUCGGCAGUGGUGUGGUCAAAGGAGAUGAGUGUGUGAGAGAACGUGCUCUCGGUUUGGACUGAGUGGGGAUCGUUUAUGUGUUUGGAUGAUGAGUAUGGGAGGAAGAGAUGGAGCGUGUACGACGGAUCCCCCCCGUGCCCGUACAUGGAGAGAGCAUUCGCUCAGCUGCCUGGAUUUCUUCCACCACACACAAACCAGAUGCAGGUCUGGAACCGAGACGAGAGCUUCUGAGCUCCUGAUGAUCUCCACUGAAAGAGUGACAGAGCAGAGAAGAGUGAAAAAUCACCCUGUUGGAUGUUGGUGACGUGGCCACAUAAAAACUUUUUACUUCCCAGUUACUGGGCAUUGCGCAUCAACGGUUCAGUGGCAGCCAUCUGCAGGUAAUCUCUAAUCUCACUCAUCCCUGAUUUUAUUCUUCUAGCCUUUAUUCUGUUGUAGUAUUGUGCUUUCUAGAAUGGAUCAGCAGACUGUGUGCAUGUGGAGAUGGAGCUUAGCUUGUUUACAGUCUGCUUUGCUUAUGUAAAUAAUUAUGUAAAUUAAUUUCUGAUGACUGGACCAUGCCACAGGGUGAAUUAAUAUUCUUAAAAUUAAUGAUCACUAGCUGUGUUACAUAAAAGAAUUUGCAAGCAGAGAAUGAACACCUGUAGGCCAAACAAUAACAAGUUAGGUAGGAUUUAAACAUUUUUAGGCUGAGAUAUUUCAGUCAGGUGGAUUUUAAUAUAAGUGUUUUACACUGAAUGUGCCAGAAAACCUGAAAAGUGAAACAGUAAGCUGAAGGGAAGGGCAUUGCUCAGAGGUACAAGAUUUUAUAUUUUUUUAAUGAAUGUGUUCAGAAAUAUAUAUAUAUAUAUAUGUGUGUGUGUGUGUGUGUGUGUGUGUGUGUGUGUGUGUGUGUGUGUGUGUGUGUGUGUGUGUGUGUGUGGAUAAAGUGAAAAUGCCUCUACACAAGAAGGCAGACGACAUCCAUGCUGUAUAUGAGCUGAAGGAGAAACUGGGAGAAGGCUCAUUCUCAGAGGUGAGAGUGGCUCAACAUCGCCACACACACAAGCUUGUAGCAGUGAAAUGCAUCCGCAAAAAGGCCCUGAAGGGUAAAGAGUCCAUGCUGGACAAUGAGAUUGCUGUAUUACGCCGAAUCAAGCAUGACAACAUAAUUUCCCUCGAGGAGACGUUCGAGACGCCUACAAAACUGUAUUUGGUAAUGACACUGGUGACUGGAGGUGAGCUGCUGGAUCGAAUUCUUGAGCGAGGCAGCUACACAGAGAAGGAUGCCAGCCGCGUCAUUCAGCAAGUCCUGGAAGCUGUUAAAUACCUCCAUCAGCUUGACAUUGUACACAGAGACCUGAAACCAGAGAACCUGCUAUAUGAAACACCAUUAAAAGAUUCCAAGAUUGUCCUUAGCGACUUCGGGCUGUCUAAAAUAGCAGAUCAAGGCAUCUUGUCUACUGCUUGUGGAACCCCUGCUUAUGUAGCUCCUGAGCUUCUACAAGAGAAGACAUACGGCAAAGAAGUAGACUUGUGGGCCAUGGGAGUGAUUUCAUUUAUAAUGCUGUGUGGAUAUCCUCCGUUCUACGAUGAUAAUGACACUCAACUCUACAAACAGAUCAUAAAGGCAGAGUUUGAGUUUGACUCGCCGUAUUGGGAUGAUAUCUCACAUUCAGCCAAAGACUUCAUCGUCCACUUACUGCAGAAAGAUCCGAAAAAGAGGUUCAAUUGUGAGCAGGCCUUGCAGCAUCUUUGGAUUUCAGGUGGAGCAGCUCUGGAAAAAAACAUCUACGGUUCCGUGUCCGAGCAAAUCCAGAAGAAUUUUGCCAAAAGCCAGUGGAAGAGAGCUUUUAAUGCCACAAUGGUGGUGCAUCACCUCAGGAAGAAGGCCCAUGUGAGUGAGGAGGAAUAUCGAGACACAUCCACAGGAACAGAGACCUCAUAAAAUCCAACUGGCAGAGGACCAGAAGUCAACACGCGCAUACAUCUGAUUGAGCAUUUGUCAAACAGACCCUGCGUUCUGAAAUGCUGAUGUCGGCUCUAUGUGCUGCUUUGCCUGAUAUGAACCAGCAGGACUUGUACAGACGCCAGAUGGAAGCGAAUUAGAGCCUCUUCGGAGCCUAGUCGUCACCAUCACUGUAUAGGAUUAGGGAUAGAAAACUGCAGGUACGCUUAACGCCAUGUUGUGAAAUGUAAUGUAUAAAGUGCAUGCUGCUAUUUGUAUUAUUAAACAUUAUCAGCCAGGUAAUGUUUCUACAGUUGCUGUGGCUAAAUUGAUAGAUAUUCCAUCUGUUCAAUGCAUCUGAAAGUAAAUAUGAUGCAAAAAUGUUCCAUAUUAAAUCAUAUAUUAUACUAAAUAUAAAGGGUCGAAGCCUUCAGAAUACAUUCAUAAGCUUUAGAUCAAACUGAGGUGACUGUUCAUGAUUGUUGCUGCUGCACAAUAUUUUUCUUUAUCUUUUAGUUUUUUGUGACGUAUAGCACAUGACUGAAAUUUCAUUUCCAUUCAAAUUCAUUUAGCCCAUAUAUUGGCGUUUAAAAAAACAAAAGUAAAAGUAAAAAAAAUAAUUGUUGUAUUAGUGCUUAUAGUGCUUCAUAAUAAUUUUAUGAACCUCCUUUACCCUGAAGACCACUUUUUGAGAUUUGUCUGUACAACAUUUUGAAAGAAUGGUCCAUUUAAAACUUUUAUGCACUGACUAAUGCCAGAAACUGAACAAACGCUAUGGAAAAAUAUCUGUUUGUUUUCUCUUGGUGUCUGCAAUAAAAUGUCACCUCUGUGAUAAAAGUCUCUUAAUAAAUUUCUCCUCUCUAAAUUAACACAUAUGAGUAUCUAAUAGUGAUGAGAAUUCUGGAUGUGUUCAGUGAGUCAAAUGAUUUAGCUCCCAAAUGACUCACUGCAUUUAUUUUUUAAGCAAACUGAAACAACUUUGAUAUUUUUUUUGAGUAGUUAUCGUUCCCUCCAGUAAUUUGCAGCAUUUUUAUGAUCGUUGUGGCCAAGAAUGCUUUCUUAUUUUUGGAGCUAUACUCAUGUUUGAAGUACAUGAAUGGAAGAGAGCUGUGUGUCUUGAUGACAUCAAACCAUGUCUGCAGAAAAUUGCUGUAAUUUUUACAAACUUUCAAAAAAAAUGUUUUUUUAAACUUCCAAAAACAUGAAAACCUCCUUUUUCAAUCACAAAAUUACUAAAUCCUAGAAGAACUGAUUUUUUAAAGGGCCUGAAAUUGUUAAAUCUUAUCCCACUUUCUAACUGAAUGAAAUGACCUUGUUGUUAAAUUUGAUUAAUGAUUCAAAUGAUUCAUAAACUGUAUUU